AUUACAUAGCACUAUUUUCUUUCGAGAUGUAAACAAUAGAAACUUAUAGUAUACAUUAACAAUUAUAUAUCUUUCAUGAUUUAAACAUAUGUAUAUACGUAAAUAUAUAUGUAUACGAAUAUAAAUUCACGAUGGACUGACUUAUAAUUAUUAGUCAAGUCUAACUAAAUGUCAAAAAUUAAAGAAUGGAUGUUCCGGAUAAUAAUGACGAAGGUUUAGACCCUCGUAUACAGAUUGAAUUAGAGAAUUUAAAUGAUGCAACUGAUGAUAUAAACAAACUUGAAUCUGAAUUGGAUGAAGCGCACACUGCUUUUAGACAACUUUUAUCUGAAACUACAAAAAGAUUGAAAGAAAUAUUAAAUAAAGUGGGAAGUAGUUAUGUAGAAAGGGCCAGAUGUUAUUAUGAAGCUCUUGAAAUAGCACGUCAGGCUCAGAUAAAAUGCCAGCAACAAGCUCAGUUGUUUCAAAGAGCAAGCGAAAUUCAUGCUGCAGCAAAAGAAACUGUAGCCUUAGCCGAAAGUAGAUUUAUAUCUCAUCAACAUGAGUGGAAUUUUGAUCAAGCAUGGCAAGAUAUGUUAAAUCAUGCAACUCUGAAAGUAAUGGAUGCUGAAAAUCAAAAAGCAGAAUGUGGUCGAGAACAUUACAGAAGAGCAGUAUUAUUUCAUGAUGCUGAAAAAAGAUUGCUACAAUUAGAAGAAAAACAUCGUCGUGCUAUAAUAAAAGCAAGACCAUAUUUUGAAGUAAAAGCUCAAUGUGAUCAAAUGUUAGCAACACAAAAGGAAAGAGUUGAAUGUUUACAGAAAGCAAUACAAGAUGCAAAAACUAAUUAUGCUACAAGUCUGCGUCAAUUAGAAGAAAUUAGUAAUCAGAUACACCAACAACGCAAAGAUUAUGAUUUUAUAGCUAAUGGACCUAGAGAACCUGGUGUAGGUGCAGAAUUAGUUAGUCCACAAAAGACUUCAAAUUAUGAUCUGGAAUUUAAUCAGUUAAAUGAUGAUAGAAUAAAAGACAACGCAAAUGAUCAACUUAAUAAAUUUAAUAAAGUACAAGAUUGUCAUAAUAAUUAUGAUUUACAAGAAGAUAGCGAACAUCUUGGAAAAAGAUCAGUUGAUGGAAGUGAAGCGACAUCUCAGUGGGAAUUAGAACUAGAAAGUAAUCUGGAAAAUCUCAAUAGUUUAUCUUUGGAGGAUUCUAUAAAUGAUCCUGAUAGUAGGAAUGAAAAUAAAUUUAAUUUACAUUUUUAUAAUGAAAAAUUUACAAAAUCAAGUAACUUUUUACAAAAAUUAAGUUACAGUUUUUUGAAAAGCAAAGAACAUUCUGUAUAUAAUUUAGAUCAACUUAAAAAGUUGUCAAAGAAUUUCCAAACUUUUAAAAAUGCAUCUGUAAGUAAAUCUUUAAGGACGCAUCUUGAAGAAUUGAAUACAGUACAGAAUAAAAUUUGUGAUUCAAGUACAAAAGUACGUACUCUCAGUUCAAGUUCACAGUCUCCUGAGAAAGGAGAAAAUCGAAGUAUAAUAAAAUACGUGCCAAAUACAGUUUUCAAGUUUGGCUUUAGUAAUAAAAAAUCUCAAAGCAAUAGUGAUAUUAAUUUACCUUCGAAUUUUGAUACUAAUUCUACAGAAAAAUAUCAAAGUUUGGAUAAUAUUGUAGCUGAUAAGACUGAUAAUUUUGAAUCUGAUAAAAAACGUACAAACCUAAACCACACUAUAAUAAAUGAAACUUGUAAAAAUGGCCUAAACAUACAUUGUACGCGAUUAAGUAAUGAUAACACGACAAACUCAGAAUCGACAAGAAAAUGGUUUAGGUCUAAAUCUUCGCAAUUUUUAUUUUCUAAUACUAGCACGUCACCAAUAAAAGUAGAAUAUGUAGACAGAUUAUCCAGCGAAAACUCGCUGAAUAAACAGAUAGUUGAUAAUAGUUAUAAAGCUUGCGCAGCUAAAAAAUUAACAAACAGUUCAUUGAAUAUCAGAGAGUUACCAUUAUUAUCAGUGUUUGAGAAAUCAAAUAUAUUGCUAAACAGUAAAAACAAAAGCCAUAGCAUGAUUAAUUUAGGUGAUAGUCAAAAUUUUAAGUCGUUAGAUGAUUUGUACUUGUGUAAUUUAAAAACUGCUAGUAUAGAGAAAAUGAUAAAUUUAAAAGAUAAUCAUUUUCAAAGAUUCCAAGGCAAGAAAUAAAUAGUUACAGUAAAAUGAGACAAUUUAAUUGUGUUAUAAGCAUGAUAUGUUGCAAAAGAUAUUAAAUAAAUGGAUUUUGAUAUUUGA
Messenger RNA from Megachile rotundata (alfalfa leafcutting bee), 2261 nucleotides. RefSeq lists its product as uncharacterized. Gene Ontology annotation, biological process: intracellular signal transduction. The record is from RefSeq and is a predicted model, not a curated record. NCBI's taxonomy places the organism in Eukaryota, Metazoa, Arthropoda, Insecta, Hymenoptera, Megachilidae. Gene Ontology annotation, molecular function: protein kinase inhibitor activity. Gene Ontology annotation, cellular component: cytoplasm.